AUGCCAAGAAAAGGCAAUAAAGUCCGCCCUCAAGAGUCGAGCGAAUCACCAUGUAAAGAUUCAUCUGAAAAAAGCGACACUGAAGACGAGGUCACACCACCAGACACUCCUCCGGCCCGGAAAAUCCUUAGAAGACUAUUGGAAACCGAAGUACAAAAGGCAAUGCAAGAGCUAGACGAAGAAUUACCCUCCGUAACGACAAGAAAAGAACACCGUGCAGCCUCACUUAUUCCAGAAUUCGACCCCGAUAAUGAAGAAUGUAGUACCGCAACAGCGUGGCUCAAGAAAAUAGAUCAACUAGGCGAAAUUCAUGGCUGGAGUGAAACUACAAAGUCGUUUUACUUACAGCAUAGACUAAGAGGUCAAGCCAGACGAUGGUACAAUCGGCUUGAUGACUACGAUUAUUCCUGGCAAGAAUGGAAGCAGAUGCUGACGCGUGCUUUUCCCAAACAUCGCGAUUUCGGGAACAUGUUAGAAGAGAUGAUGAGCCGAAAGAAACUACCAACGGAAUCGAUGACGAAAUACUACCAAGACAAAGUGGCCAUGUGCUUCCGGUGUAAGUUGUCUGACAGCGCAACAGUCUCCUGCAUCAUUCGUGGUCUACCAUCAUCACUUCAAGCGAAUGCGAGAGCAUAUCAGUGCGAGCAUCCCGAAGAAUUAUAUGAAGGCUUUCUCUGUGCGCUGGAUGAUUAUCAACCGCUGUCAACGUCAAUUAGAACACGUGUGCAAAGUAAAGAUGCUUACGAUCGACAGGUAAUUGAUAAAAAAUACACGCCUAUUAACCCUGACAUUGACCCGUGUCCGCGCUGUAAGAAGACCGGCCACAUAUUACGUAACUGCCCGUAUCCAGAUUCACGAACAUGCUUCAAAUGUGGCAAGCAAGGCCACAUUGCUACGCGCUGCGGAAUCACUCCGAAACCUGCGCUACUGGCUGAUGAUAAAGUUAAAGAAAUUAAACUUUUACAAAAUCACAACAAGAUUUACGAAAAAGCGGUAAAGAUCAAUGGCGUUCACGUUAAAUCUUAUAUUGAUACCGGCAGCCAAGUAAAUGUAUUAUCUACCCACGUGUCGAGACUAUUGGAUCUCAAAAUCAACCCGACCAGCACUAUCCUAAAGGGAUUCUCUGGAGAACAUCUACCCAGCUGCGGAGAGGUAGGUUUUAAACUAGAAAUCGAUGGUAUACAUAUCCCGUGCAAGGCUCAUUUAACAGACGUGGAUAUGGGGAACAUCCAUCUUUUGGUUGGACAGCCCAUCAUCAACAGCGACGGAAUGGUCUUAGAGGUCAGGGAAGGAAAAGCCACUCUCAAACAAGAUAUCGACUUUACAAGGCAAAUGGAUGUGAUUGAAGAGCGCGCUCGCUUUAAGGUCGUCACUACAGAGAAAGAGCGUCUAUUGCCUGGACUUUCCAUCAUCAAGGUCAACGUGAUAGAUAAUGACGAAGAUAACGAUGUCGUCACUACGCCGCAACAUUAUGAGCUACGAGGUGUUUCGUACUCAAUUCCUGCCACUCUGCUACGAGGCACCGUCGGGUACAUCAAAGUCAUCAACAAUGGAGCUCAAAACAUCAUCUGGAAGCAAGGCGAGGUGCUGACCAGAGCAGAUAGCUGCGUCACCGCACCGCAACCAGAAGUUCAGGUUAGCCCUAAAAAUUACACUUUGCCAUCGACUUCCGUAGCCAAAACCAAUAAUGAUUAUUAUAGCAACUCUAUAGCAUCUCUGUUGCAUACUAGCCUAGCAAAUGUUAGCACUAUUGGGGGAAUAAACAUAGAAGAUAUUAAGUCGGGUCCAUUAAAUAAAAAUGAUCAUGAUAGUUUAAUUACUUUAUUGACUAAUUACAGUGACUGUUUUGCGAAUAAAACACAAGACUUGGGAUGUACAGAUUUAUUAAAAAUGAAAAUAAAAUUGACAACUGAACAACUAUGA
Messenger RNA from Parnassius mnemosyne (clouded apollo), 1923 nucleotides. The record is from the annotation of a GenBank genome assembly. NCBI's taxonomy places the organism in Eukaryota, Metazoa, Arthropoda, Insecta, Lepidoptera, Papilionidae.